Colossoma macropomum (tambaqui) is the source of this 2400-nucleotide messenger RNA. RefSeq names its product collagenase 3-like. Gene Ontology annotation, cellular component: extracellular matrix. Bases 514 to 2400 code for a protein of 628 amino acids. The record is from RefSeq and is a predicted model, not a curated record. Gene Ontology annotation, molecular function: zinc ion binding; metalloendopeptidase activity. NCBI's taxonomy places the organism in Eukaryota, Metazoa, Chordata, Actinopteri, Characiformes, Serrasalmidae. The transcript is spliced from 11 exons. Gene Ontology annotation, biological process: extracellular matrix organization; proteolysis; collagen catabolic process.
GACGUUUGAGGGGAAAUUUUUUUGGUUGAAAGCAAGUUUUUUGCAAAUACAUGAUGUUUUCUAUAAAUAUAUUUAUAUUUAUGUAAAGCCUGAUUAUCAUAUUUUGUGCACUUGGUAAUAAACAUCAAAUCAAAUAGUCAAGAUCUUUUAGAUCUUAGGUCUUUUAUCAAACAUGUAUCUAACAGAUGCUGAUUAUGAUAAAAUAUGCAUAAAAAUGCCAUGCUAUGGAAUUUACUAUUAUUGAUUUAGCAAUGAAUAUAAAUUGCUUGAAACUGAAGAAAUAAACCCAAAAAACACAAUAAAGACAGAUGAAGAGAACAAAGACAGUUAAAAAUAACAUUUCCUUGAAGACAUUUCCUUGGGUGUAAACCUGUUCAUCAGUCCUAAUGUUUCCUAAUAGACUGAGACAAUGACUAAGUCUGUUACUCAACAUGCCGCCCAACUAAGUGUAUUUAAGUCACUAACCACCUGAAUCCAAGCCAAGCAGAAGCAGAUCAUUGAGGACGAGACAGCAUGACUUACUACAGACUCUGCGUUCUUGUUGGCCUGGUGGUCAUCGUCCAUUCAGGUCCAAUACCACUCCAACCUGAGAACGAUGAAGCUUUUGCAGAGGGUUACCUGAAGAAAUUCUACAAUUUCACUGGGGCCGAUUCCAAAGGGAGGACUAACCAAAUGAGUCUGAAAAUAGCUGAGAUGCAGAAGUUUUUUGGCCUCAAAGUGACAGGAUCUCUGGACCCAGACACGAUGAAGGUGAUGAAGGCGCCCCGCUGUGGAUUUUCAGAUGUUGCUCGCUUCUCCACAUUUGGUCCUAAAUGGCGGAAGACACAGCUAACUUACAGGAUUGUGAACUACACUCCUGACAUGACUGAGGCUGAAGUGGACAGUUCUAUCGCUAGAGCUUUCCAAGUCUGGGCUGCCGUCUCUCCCCUCAGGUUCACCCGCAUCAACAGUGGUGAAGCCGAUAUCGUGAUUUCCUUCACUAGAAGAUCCCACGGCGACUUCUUCCCUUUUGAUGGACCAAAUGGCACCCUGGCUCAUGCUUUCCCUCCUUUUCCUGAAAGUGGUGACAUUGGUGGAGACAUACAUUUUGAUAAGGAUGAACAUUUCACCCUCUAUUCACAAAAAGGAUUUAUUCUGUUCGUGGUGGCAGUUCAUGAAUUUGGGCACUCAUUGGGACUGUUUCACUCUAGUGAUCCUAAAGCCGUGAUGUAUCCCAUCUACCAGUAUUGGGAUCCUGGUCAAUUUUCUUUGCCUGAUGAUGAUGUUAGAGGAAUACAGGCUCUCUAUGGUAAGGAUAUCAUCUUUUCAUGUGAAUGUUAUUUUCCAGGGCCAUACACUGACAAUCCAUAUUUACCUGACCCAGUUACCAAUGACCCUGCAUUUGUGCCUGGCCCAGUUACCAAAGAGCCUGCAUUUGUGCCUGGCCCAGUUACCGAAGAGCCUCCAUAUUUACCUGACCAAGUUACCAAAGAGCCUUCAUUUGUGCCUGACCCAGCUACCAAAGAGCCUCCAUUUGUGCCUGACCCAGCUACUGAAGAGCCUCCAUAUUUACCUGACCCAGUUACCAAAGAGCCUGCAUUUGUGCCUGACCCAGCUACCAAAGAGCCUCCAUUUGUGCCUGACCCAGCUACCAAAAAGCCUCCAUUUGUGCCUGACCCAGCUACCGAAGAGCCUCCAUUUGUGCCUGACCCAGCUACCAAAGAGCCUCCAUUUGUGCCUAACCCAGUUACCAAAGAGCCUGCAUUUGUGCCUGACCCAGUUACCAAAGAGCCUCCAUUUACAGAUACUGAAGAUAACAGCAUCGAACCCUUAUUUCCAGUCAUUCCAAACGCCUGUGACCAUAAGCUAGUUAUUGAUGCAGUUACCACCCUGAGAGGAGAAAAGCUGUUUUUUAAAGACAGUUUCUUGUGGCGUAGUUACAGCAACAGCAGAGAAACUAAGCAAUACGAUAUCAGGAGUUUCUGGCCUGACAUUCCUGAUAACAUUGAUGCCGCUUAUGAGAAUCCAGUGCAGGACAAAGUGUAUUUUUUUAAAGGUACACAAGUUUGGGUAUUCUCCCACUAUAGUAGUGAGAAACUCUAUCUCGAGAGCCUCAGCAGCAGGUUCGGACUGCCGGAUACUGUGCAGAAAGUUAACGCUGCCGUCUAUGAUGAGAAAACAGACAAGACUUUGUUAUUCGUGGGCAGCAACUUCUAUAGCUACAAUGAAAAGAGCAAAACAUUGGACAGCAGUCAGCCCACACUAGUGAAGGAUUUAUUUCCAGGGAUUACUGGCAAAAUUACAGCAGCCUUUCAGUAUAAAGGUUACAUCUACCUGUACAGUGGGCCAUACAUGUACGAGUACUCUGAAAACAAGCUAUCUGCUACGUUGAAGAGCGAUCACUUUUUUAACUGUAAAUAA